This is a messenger RNA of Williopsis jadinii, 288 nucleotides long. RefSeq names its product Ste18p (gene STE18). Gene Ontology annotation, molecular function: G-protein beta-subunit binding. Gene Ontology annotation, cellular component: heterotrimeric G-protein complex. The record is from RefSeq and is a predicted model, not a curated record. Gene Ontology annotation, biological process: G protein-coupled receptor signaling pathway. NCBI's taxonomy places the organism in Eukaryota, Fungi, Ascomycota, Saccharomycetes, Phaffomycetales, Wickerhamomycetaceae.
GAAGACCAGUCGCCGAAGCCCAUGAAUCAGAAGCUGUUACUACUCAAGCUGAAGCGUAUUAACGAGUUAAACGAUAAGCUGAAAGGUGUACUGGCAAGGGACCGGAUCUACGCUUCCAAUGCCUCGUAUUCGAUCAUCAACUAUACACAGCAGUCAAGGGACUAUGUACUACCAGAGAUCUGGGGCUACAUGUCACCUGGAGAGAACACUUUUCGAAACGGGAACAGAGCACCACGUCAGUCCCGUGGUUCCACGGGCAGCUCACCAGGUGGAUGUUGCACCAUAGUA